GGAGCGGGGCCCGGGAGCCGAGCAGCCUGGCAACGGCGGUGGUGCCCGGAGCCCGAGAGUUUCCAGUAUGGCUUCUGCACCAACUUCUAAGUAUAAUUCACACUCCUUGGAGAAUGAGUCUAUUAAGAGGACUUCUAGGGAUGGAGUUAAUCGGGACCUCAGUGAGGCUGUUCCUCGACUUCCAGGAGAAACUCGCAUCACUGACAAAGAAGUUAUUUACAUAUGUCCUUUCAAUGGCCCCAUUAAGGGAAGAGUUUACAUCACAAAUUAUCGUCUUUAUUUAAGAAGUUUGGAAAUGGAUUCUGCUCUAAUACUUGAUGUUCCUCUGGGUGUGAUCUCCAGAAUUGAAAAAAUGGGAGGCGCGACAAGUAGAGGAGAAAAUUCCUAUGGUCUAGAUAUUACUUGUAAAGACAUGAGAAACCUGAGGUUCGCGCUGAAACAGGAAGGCCACAGCAGAAGGGAUAUGUUUGAGAUCCUCACAAGAUACGCCUUUCCCUUGGCCCACAGUCUGCCCAUAUUUGCGUUUCUAAAUGAAGAAAAGUUUAACGUGGAUGGGUGGACAGUUUAUAAUCCAGUCGAAGAAUACAGAAGGCAGGGCUUGCCCAAUCACCACUGGAGAAUAACUUUUAUCAAUAAGUGCUAUGAACUCUGUGACACUUACCCUGCUCUCUUGGUGGUUCCAUAUCGUGCCUCAGAUGACGAUCUCAGGAGAGUUGCAACUUUUAGAUCCAGAAAUCGAAUUCCAGUGCUGUCAUGGAUUCAUCCAGAAAACAACACAGUCAUCGUGCGUUGCAGUCAGCCUCUUGUCGGUAUGAGUGGUAAACGGAAUAAAGAUGAUGAGAAGUAUCUCGAUGUUAUCAGGGAGACUAACAGACAAAUUUCUAAACUCACAAUCUAUGAUGCAAGACCCAAUGUAAAUGCGGUGGCCAACAAGGCAACAGGAGGAGGAUAUGAAAGUGAUGAUGCAUAUCAUAACGCCGAACUUUUCUUCUUAGACAUUCAUAACAUUCAUGUCAUGCGGGAAUCUUUAAAAAAAGUCAAAGACAUUGUUUAUCCUAAUGUGGAAGAAUCUCACUGGUUGUCCAGUUUGGAGUCUACUCAUUGGUUAGAACAUAUCAAGCUUGUUUUGACGGGAGCCAUUCAAGUAGCAGACAAAGUUUCUUCAGGGAAGAGCUCAGUGCUUGUGCACUGCAGCGACGGCUGGGACAGGACCGCCCAGCUGACGUCCCUGGCCAUGCUGAUGCUGGACAGCUUCUAUCGGAGCAUCGAGGGGUUUGAAAUAUUGGUGCAAAAAGAAUGGAUAAGUUUUGGACACAAAUUUGCAUCUAGAAUAGGUCAUGGUGAUAAAAACCACGCCGAUGCUGACCGAUCUCCUAUUUUUCUCCAGUUUAUUGACUGUGUAUGGCAGAUGUCGAAACAGUUCCCUACAGCUUUUGAAUUCAACGAACGAUUUUUGAUUACAAUUUUGGAUCAUCUGUAUAGUUGCCGAUUUGGUACUUUCUUAUACAACUGUGAAUCUGCUCGAGAAAAACAGAAAGUUACAGAACGAACAGUAUCUUUAUGGUCGCUGAUAAACAGUAAUAAGGACAAAUUCAAAAAUCCCUUCUAUACUAAAGAAAUCAAUCGAGUUUUAUAUCCAGUUGCCAGUAUGCGUCACUUGGAACUUUGGGUGAAUUACUACAUUAGAUGGAACCCCAGAAUUAAGCAACAACAGCCCAAUCCAGUGGAGCAGCGGUACGUGGAGCUCUUGGCCUUGCGCGACGAAUACAUACAGCGGCUCGAGGAACUGCAGCUUGCCAGCUCGGCCAAGCUCUCCGAUCCCUCGACUUCGCCUUCUGGUCCUUCACAGAUGAUGCCGCACGUGCACACUCACUUCUGAGAGGGAACCCCGGUGCCGUGGUAGAGCUCUGAAUACAGGAGACGGUUGACGUUCAUUUAGGGCCUCUGUACAAAGUAGAUUAAAAUAAUUGCCUCCGUGUAGAACUUGAACUAACAUAAUCUUAAACUCUUGAAUAUGUGCCUUCUAGAAUACAUAUUACAAGAAAACUAGUGUCUACAGGGCAAUCAGAAGAAAGGAGCCAAGAUGGGGUUUUGGAAAAUCCUGACACCUUUCAAGAACAGUUUUUGAAAGAUAAAAUUGAAAUUGAAUUUACCUCUUUCGAAAUACUGUGUAUACAAUACGUAUUUUGUGGGCUUAAUUGGAAUGACAUGAUUUUAAACUUAAGUGAAAAAAUAUGUUUGUGAACCGGAUUUUCCUUAGGCUGCUUCUAAAUAGUUGCUUUGGAGUAAAACGAGCCCAAAUGUGAAAGAUGUUAUUGCCAAAACCAGAUCGAGCUCAUCUUCUGAGGUAUCAUCCAAAAGCAAGGUGUUUAAAUAAUUGCCAAACUUUAUACCAUCGUAAGUGGCGGCUUAAAGAGAAA
Mirounga angustirostris (Northern elephant seal) is the source of this 2420-nucleotide messenger RNA. RefSeq names its product myotubularin 1 (gene MTM1). Gene Ontology annotation, cellular component: cytoplasm; membrane. Gene Ontology annotation, molecular function: phosphatidylinositol-3,5-bisphosphate 3-phosphatase activity; phosphatidylinositol-3-phosphate phosphatase activity. The transcript is spliced from 15 exons. The coding region runs from base 68 to 1879 and encodes 603 amino acids. Lineage: Eukaryota; Metazoa; Chordata; Mammalia; Carnivora; Phocidae. The record is from RefSeq and is a predicted model, not a curated record. Gene Ontology annotation, biological process: negative regulation of autophagosome assembly; muscle cell cellular homeostasis; phosphatidylinositol dephosphorylation.